Messenger RNA from Megalops cyprinoides (Indo-Pacific tarpon), 755 nucleotides. It is a transcript of the gene hpcal4, whose product is annotated as hippocalcin like 4. The coding region runs from base 161 to 736 and encodes 191 amino acids. NCBI's taxonomy places the organism in Eukaryota, Metazoa, Chordata, Actinopteri, Elopiformes, Megalopidae. The transcript has 4 exons. The record is from RefSeq and is a predicted model, not a curated record. Gene Ontology annotation, molecular function: calcium ion binding.
GAAAGAAAGGCAAGUCGGUGUGUCGCUGGUGUUGAGAAGUGCGGUUGGUGUACCGUUUUGAGUAAGACGAAUUGUUGUUCGCAAAAAAGGAUACACGUGUCAGUGAUAUAUCAAAGCAAAACAACUGGACAUUUGACUUUUUUUCUGGUGCUGAAGAGCAAUGGGGAAACACAACAGUAAGCUGGCCCCGGAGGUCCUGGACGACCUGACCAAGAGCACGGAGUUCAACGAGGCCGAGCUCAAGCAGUGGUACAAGGGCUUCCUGAAGGACUGCCCCUCCGGCAUCCUCAACCUGGAGGAGUUCCAGCAGCUCUAUGUAAAGUUCUUCCCGUAUGGCGACGCCUCCAAGUUUGCUCAGCAUGCCUUCCGGACGUUUGACAAGAACGGGGACGGCACCAUCGACUUUCGGGAGUUCAUCUGUGCCCUGUCCAUCACCUCACGGGGCAGCUUCGAGCAGAAACUCAACUGGGCCUUCAACAUGUAUGACCUGGAUGGAGACGGCAAGAUUACACGCAUGGAGAUGCUGGAGAUCAUAGAGGCAAUUUACAAAAUGGUCGGCACGGUGAUCAUGAUGCGUAUGAAUGAGGACGGCCUGACCCCUCAGCAACGCGUGGACAAGAUCUUCAGCAAAAUGGACAAGGACCACAAUGACGAAAUCACGCUGGAGGAGUUCAAGGAGGCGGCCAAAAGUGACCCCUCCAUCGUCCUGCUCUUGCAGUGCGAUAUGCAGAAGUAGGGGGGAGAGGAACAGGAAG